GACCGGAAGCACCCUGACUUAACAUUAGGCGGGCAGCCGCGUGGGAAUUUAAUUGCGGAGUUUGAGCGUCGGGAAGGCAGCGGCUGUGAGAGGGACCGGCUCCGGUAUCUGAGUGUGGCGUGGGGAUGCUAACUCCAGCGUUCGAUCUGAGCCAGGACCCCGACUUCCUGACCAUCGCCAUCCGCGUGCCCUACGCCCGAGUCUCCGAGUUCGAUGUCUACUUCGAGGGGGUUGAUUUCAAGUUCUUCGCCAAGCCGUACUUCCUCAGAUUAAUCCUUCCAGGAAGAAUUGUAGAAAAUGGAAGUGAGCAAGGAGCCUAUGAUGCAGAUAAAGGAACUUUUACCAUCCGAUUGCCCAAAGAAAUACCUGGCCAGCAUUUUGAGGGGCUGAACAUGUUAACGGCUCUUCUGGCACCCAGAAAAUCCAGGACUGCAAAACCGCUUGUGGAGGAAAUAGGUGCUUCUGAGGUUUCUGAGGAAGGAGUGGAAGAUGACAAUGAGGAAUUUGAUUGGGAAAUUGAACAGUCCCCCUAUGAAGAAGUGUCAGAAGGUGCUUUGCAUCCACAGUGCCGCUAUGGGUUUGGAAACUUGCGAUCAGGCGUGUUUCAGAGGUUACAGGAUGAAUUGAGUGAUGUUAUUGAUGUUAAGGAUCCAGAUUUCACCCCUGCAGCUGAACGAAGGCAGAAGCGCCUGGCUGCAGAGCUGGACAAAUUUGAUCCUGAUCAUUAUCUAGCUGACUUUUUUGAAGAUGAGGCUGUUAAACAGGUUUUGAAGUAUAAUCCUUGGUGGACUGAUAUCCAUUCGAAAAUGAUGGCCUCUUUGGGAAAGAGUCAGGAGCAAGAAAAUCCUGCUGCGUUAGUGUCUUUUUCUGAAGAAGAGAAAUAUCAGCUGCGAAAAUUUGUCAAUAAAUCUUACUUGCUGGACAAGGGAGCCCAUCGUCAUGUAUACUACAGUUUGAUUGAUAUCCUCCUGGCAUAUUGCUAUGAAACUCGAGUCACCGAAGGGGAGCAGAAUGUUGAAUCUGCAUGGAAUAUCCGAAAACUGAGUUCUACACUGUGCUGGUUUGAGACUUGGACUGAUGUUCAUGAAAUCCUGGUGUCUUUUGGAAGAAGAGUUUUGUGCUACCCACUGUAUCGCCAUUUCAAAUUGGUGAUGAAAGCCUACAGAGACACUAUAAAGAUACUGCAACUAGGUAAAACUGCAGUUUUAAAGUGUCUACUGGAUAUUCACAAAAUUUUUCGGGAAAAUGACCCAGCUUACAUCCUAAAUGACCUCUACAUCUCAGACUACUGUGUGUGGAUUCAGAAAGCCAAGUCCAAAAAGUUGGCAGCUCUUGCAGAAGCCUUAAAGGAAGCCUCUCUGUCCAAGGCCAAGCUGGGUUUAGAACUGGAGGAACUGGAAGCAGCCGCACGUCUUGUCCAGGAGGAAGAAAGUGCAGGAGAAGCCACCCAUUCCGCUUUCAGGCAGCGCGUGCCUUCCCCCAGGCCUGAGGCCAGUGAGUCAGAGGAGUCGGACAGCACGACAUCAUCUGAGCCUGAAGACUCAGACCCAGAACAAGAGGCGCCCAGAGAUGGCGAGUCCGAGACGGUCCGUUCCCUGCGGGGUCCCUUUCUGGAGGGAAGCAGUGCCCUGUUUUACGAUGACGGUGGGGCGUGUAGAACCUUGGCCUUCCCCAGGACUGACAUUAGUCUAGGAAAGCCACUGUCCUCUCGCCAGGAUCCAGGACUUGCUGGGCCUCUGAUAGAGGAGAUUGGAGAACACCUAGGGGCUGCUGUUCACAUUUCCAACCCCGAGGGCGGUGCCGCCGACCCCCAGAGCAGCGUGCAGGGUGGACAUGCCCAGCAGACACCUAAGGACCCACUCUGAGUGGUUUUACUCACUGUUGAAAAUUAGGUCAGACUUGGUUUUAUUUACUGAAUUAGAAUUCUUCAUUUUCACUUAGUACUUUUUCUUGCGUAUACAUCAUUGUCUUCCAGUGGACUAAUGUUGAUAUCAGCUGGUUUCCUGUUGCAAUUUUAAAAAUAAAAGUUCUGAAGUAUUUUUAUGGAAGUGUAAUUAAUGUUCGAAGAUGAAAAUUAGUUCUGCCAGAAUCUCUAGCAUGUGGAGCCCAUUGAUGUUUUCAGUAGCUUUACAGAGGUAUAUUUGACAUACAAUAAACUGUGUAUCUUUAAAGUAUACAGUGUGGUAAGUGCUGAUACGUGUCUGUCCCAAGUGAAGUAACUCCUGCCGUCAGGAUGCUGCCCUUUCCCCUCACCUCCAAGCGUCCCCUUGUCUGCUACCGCCUUCCAUUGAAUCCAGAGUAAUGUAUAUACUCUUUUUUAUCAGGCUUCUUUCACUCUGUAUAAUUAUUUUGAGCUUUAUCAGUGUAACAUAUAGCAAGGUUUUUUUUUAAUUUUAAUUUUUUCCAUAUUUGAGUACUGUUCAAUCGUAUGGAUUUAUCCAUUCACCAACUGAUGGACAUUUGUGUGGUUUCCAGCUUUUGGCUGGAAAUCUCCUGGUUACAAAUAAAGGUGUUUUGA
Messenger RNA from Manis javanica (Malayan pangolin), 2518 nucleotides. It is a transcript of the gene SHQ1, whose product is annotated as SHQ1, H/ACA ribonucleoprotein assembly factor. NCBI's taxonomy places the organism in Eukaryota, Metazoa, Chordata, Mammalia, Pholidota, Manidae. Gene Ontology annotation, cellular component: cytoplasm; nucleoplasm. Gene Ontology annotation, biological process: box H/ACA snoRNP assembly. The record is from RefSeq and is a predicted model, not a curated record.